Dermacentor albipictus is the source of this 1495-nucleotide messenger RNA. Its product is annotated as DDB1- and CUL4-associated factor 4-like. NCBI's taxonomy places the organism in Eukaryota, Metazoa, Arthropoda, Arachnida, Ixodida, Ixodidae. Gene Ontology annotation, molecular function: protein binding. The record is from RefSeq and is a predicted model, not a curated record. Gene Ontology annotation, cellular component: Cul4-RING E3 ubiquitin ligase complex.
GAAGUCAAAUCCAGUUCCAAUAAAAUCCAAGCUCGGUCAGCGUAGGUGCUAUCUGAGCCUAACGCACGUACAGACAGAAAUAGUGGUACUGUCAUCUGGUGAAACCUGGUGAAAGAACGACACAAAAGGAAAAUAAAAUGAGAAGCAGUCGGCGACGUCAACGGCGCCUUGACAGGCACGGUGAUCAGGGCAGUCUCCCACCGAAAGGCGACAGUGGACAGGACGAUGCGUUUCAUUUACCGGGCUUCUAUUACGACGCCUCUCAGAAACGUUACUUUCGGCUGACGCCAGGCCAGAACAGGCACAACCCGCUAACAAUGGCGUCCAUCGAGGCCAAGUUGACCGACAGGAAGUGUCGGGAAGUCGUCGACGCGAGUCUGCAGCGCAGUGGCAACACCGCACUGCCUCGGAGUCUGACUCGCGUGCAGACGGGGCAACUGCUGUGCGGUAGCCUGGCUGCUUCGGUCCAACGUGCGCGCAUGGCAUCGCUCAGAGGCACCUUGCAGGCGCAGGUUGACGACGGAGGGGAGUGCACCUUCCUAUCGGGUCAGAGGGAGUCGGGUCCUGUAGUCGUCAGCGCUUGGGCUACCGAAACUGAAGACGGCCGUCGCGGUACCAUCCUCCGCAGUGUCGAUGUCGGCAAGUGUACGACUGCUAGCUUGCAGACUAUCGCCGCACACCCGAGACAUAAGGUGGUGGACAUCAGUGUUUACUGCCGACCAGAUGGAACAAUGUACACUGUGUGCGCAUACGUAGCCUCAGACUGCAUGCCAGGUGCAAGCAGUUUUGCGGAGUCGCGUCCUGUAAAUGGCGAAGGUUCGGUCACAUCAUGGCCUUUCACUCGUGAUGCUUUACGUAGCUGUGCAUCCGCACCUGGAGGGCAGGUCCACGCUGUUGGCUUGGAACGGAAUGUACAACUUCUGCGACUUCGGGAGACUGGAUCGGUGGCAUCUGACGUGUCGACUUGUUGCGAAGACCCACUUGGUCUGGAGUUUAGUGAGGACAGCAACCUGCUGUUUGUGGGAACGCAUCGUGGUAAUGUGAUGUGCGCUGACUUACGCCAUCAACCACAGUCGAAUCAUGUGUACGUGAUUCCGCUCAAUCGGGGUGUGGUGUCCCUCAGGGUAAUGGAUUCUGGCUGCACGCUGCUUGCGAGUGCCUAUGAUGGAAAACUGGUUUUGGUGGACCUUCGGAACCAGCAAGUUGUGCAGGAAUUCACUGGCCACUGCAACAACGGGCUGAAAAUGCCACUCAGCUACAACGCAUCUGAUCGAACUGUGUGCUCAGCAGGACAUGACAAAGUAGUGCGGUUGUGGAAAGUGGGUGAGCGGGAGCCGCUGACUGCAUUGAAGCCUGGCAGCGGACAACACCAACCGUGGCCCUGGUACUCGACCGCACUGUUUUGUGCUGUUGGUGACCAGUGCCUCACUUUUUCCUGAUAAGAACGAUCAAGAGCUACAAGAAUCUUCAAUUAAAGCCAAUUUUACACUCGCAA